CCUGGAGCAGAGCGCGGCUGAGAUUUCAGGGGAACGUUCCAAACCCGAACGUUCGCUUCUCAGUGUUCUAAGCCACACCGGUCCCUCCCCGCGGGAUCCCCCGUCGCUUCGAGUCCCAGGCCCUCUUCUGAAUUCCUCCCUGCCUUUCGUGACAGCCGCGGGAGAAGAUCUUUCUCUCUCUCUCUCUCCCCCUCUCCUUAGUCCUUUAAAGGAGCUGUUUUCUUUAGGGGGAGUUGUAGCAGAUCUCCCAAAUUCUGAGGGGGGGGAGGGGAGUUGCAUAACUUUCCUUCGGGGCUUGACUUGGAUUUGCUUCAACUGUUCUUGGAGAUCCUGCGAGAUAAAGAGACACUUUGGGGAGGGAGAGGAUAACCGCCUUGCAUUUUCUGCUUGAGGCCUUUUUCGCAAACGAGCGGAGUAGGGGGAGAAAGGUCGAGAGAGUUUUGCUUCGGAAACUUAAUUCGCCGCAGACCGAUUCCAGCUACAGGAAUCUUGUCUCGGUCGGAGCAAAGGAGACUAGAACGCCUGCAAGACAACUUUAGAAGGAGGAAUCCUGGCCUGCCGGCUCUGAUUAACUCCUGCUUCUGGCCCCCACCCACCCCCUGCCUCUCCCUCUCUGCGAGGUCCCGCGGCAAACUUUUCUGGCUCGAGGUAAGAAGAAAUGAAUCCUGCUGCCGUCCCUCCCCCGCCGGGACAGCAAGUGAUCCAUGUCACCCAGGAUCUGGACACUGACUUAGAGGCUCUCUUCAACUCGGUCAUGAACCCCAAGCCCAGCUCGUGGAGGAAAAAGAUCCUGCCCGAAUCUUUUUUUAAGGAGCCCGAUUCGGGAUCUCAUUCCCGCCAAUCGAGCACCGACUCGGGAAGCCACCCUCCCCGGCUUAGCAGCGGUGCCGUCGGGGUCCACCACGUCCGCUCUCACUCUUCGCCAGCUUCCCUGCAGCUGGGCACCGGGGCGGGAGCCACCCCGACUCCGGCUCAACAGCAUGCCCACCUCCGCCAGCAGUCCUACGACGUGACGGAUGAGCUGCCGCUUCCUCCCGGCUGGGAGAUGGCGCUCACGCACACGGGUCAGAGAUACUUCCUCAACCACAUAGAGAAAAUUACAACUUGGCAAGAUCCUCGAAAGACUAUGACCCAGCCAUUAAAUCACAUGAGCCAUCAUCCUUCAACCACUUCCACCCCAGUAUCACAACGUUCAAUGGCCAUGUCGCAACCCAACCUCGUAAUGAAUCACCAGCACCAGCCACAGAUGACACCCACUGCAUCUAUAUCUCAGCAGAAUCACCCUCCACCAAACCCUCAAGCUGCCUUAUUGAACAUGCCAAAUGCUCUGACUUCCCAGCAGCAACAGCAGCAGAAGCUGAGGCUUCAGAGAAUCCAAAUGGAGAGGGAAAGGAUUCGCAUGCGUCAGGAGGAACUCAUGCGUCAGGUUCAGCCUACGCUUGAAGACUGUUUCUGUUGCUUUACUCUGGAAGUAGUGCUUUCCUUCUUUCUUACCUUGGCUCAAUUUGUUUCAAGCAGGCAAUGUAGAGCACAACUAAGCAUGACUUUUCAUGUCUCAAUUCAUAGUGGGCCAUACCAUUCCAGGGAGCAGAGCACAGACAGUGGCCUAGGCUUAGGAUGUUACAGCAUACCGACUACACCUGAAGACUUCCUCAGCAAUGUAGAUGAGAUGGACACAGGAGAAAAUGUAGCGCAGACUUCCAUGAAUAUCAACUCCCAACAGACACGCUUUCCUGACUUCCUUGACUGUCUUCCAGGAACAAACGUUGACCUUGGGACAUUAGAGUCUGAAGACCUGAUCCCAAUUCUUAGUGAUGUGGAAUCAGUCCUCAACAAAAACGAACCUUUUCUUACCUGGUUGUAACUGAUAACCCAACAUUUCCUUUCCCUCUAGAAUUUAAGGCCAAGCCUCCUCAAGUCCUUCAGCUAACCAGCCUAAUCCUUUGCUGACUUUUCCAGCCCCUUUAUAGGUCAAUGAAUCUUGAUCAGGAUGUCAUUGACAAUAACUUACAUUUGAAAUGUACACACAUACAAAAUACACACAUCCCUAGUUUUAAGGAGUAGAAUUGCUUAUAGAUAUUAAAUGUAAGUUUCUCCUAGAUGUGUUUUGAGGACACAAAGGGGUAGGGGUUUUUUUUUGCACCAGGUCUAAACUGAACGGUCAUCAGUUACACACAAUUAAGUGUAUAAUUAAGGACAUGAUGACUGUAAGAAGUUUUAGACUGCAGAAGUUAGGUUGGUUCUGAAAACCUAGCAUACACUCAAAUAACAGCUCUGUGGUCAUAUUUAAUUGCACCAAAUGCUUGUUAUUUACAAGAGUUUUAAAAAUCAUCAUUAUUUUAAAUAAACUCACAUUGUAGGGAAUACAGCUUUCUUUCUUUUCAAUUCCAAGUCAACCAGAGAGCAACUUUUUUUAAAAACCUGUAAAGCACAAACAUUACCAUUGAGACUUUUUCAGUUGCUACAUGGUUUCUAGUAAUCAAAAGUGAAAUGUUUUAGCUGCUGUUUUUACACUACCACUACAUUAUAAAAUCAACCAGGUUGAUACUAAUUGCUGCCAUUUUUAAACUAUAUAGAAAAUGAAAAAAUGCAAUUAUAUAUGUUACAUUCUUUUUUAAUUUCAUUUUAAAGAAGUACACUUUAUAUGUAGCUGUUUUAAAAACUAUUUUAAGGUGAAUCAUAAAAACAAUACUUUUUUUGUUGUGUUAUACACAAAUCAAAAAAAUAUAUCUAGUAAAAUCGAAUUUCAGAAUUCUGGAGAAAAACUCACAUUAUUGAAUACAGUAACAGUUUUGUUGAACCUCAUUAUAUAUUUUUUCUUUUUAGCAAUAUUACAUUUUGUUGAUCAGAUUUUACAAGCUAGAAAUAAUAGCUUCACUUUAUCAGUUAGGUGAAAACCAAUAUCUCUUGGUCAGUGUAGCAAAAGUACUUAACUUUUUAGCCAUUUGCUUUUUAAUUCUGGCCUAUGAGACAAAAGACUAUUGUUGGUGUACUCCUAGCUAUAUUCCUAUAAAGAUUAUUAAAUAGUUGAUAUCUGGGACUGAGAAUGCAUCAAGGAUUUCAAGUAUUCACUUUGCCUGAAAUGCAAAUGACGUCCUAAGAUUAAGUAUUUUAAAUUGUUUUUAUUUAUAAUCUAUGAACAUUAAGCUUUUUUAUAUUGAAAAAAAUAUCUUUUUAUGGAAGGCAUUAUAAUUAAUACAGGCCUUUUAAUCAGUGAUAUGCAAACCAAACAAAAAGGUAAAGCACACUGCUAGGCUUCAAGCAUACAAAUAAACAGUCAUCAUUGUAUUACAGAACUGGCCAGUUCUGUACUUGGUGAAGAGAAAAGGCAGGUGAAAUAAAUGUUAGUUUGAAGUCAAUAAGAUAGGUUGAAGAGUGGCUAAGGAGAAAAUGCAGAUAGCAAUGCUGGAGUAUUACAAAGUCAAUUCUGGGGAUUACCCCAGUGAAUCAAUUAAAUGUUGGCGAACACUAUUUUGUGGUAGAAUUGUUACUUGAAGGUAUUUGUUCUGAAUGCACCAGGAUAGUUUUCUUUUCACAAUAUUUUAAUCAUGAGUGAUUCAAAAACAAAAUCCAAUAUUUGUGAAGUUUUAAUAUUUGACCCAGAAAAUAUUUUGUGUUUGUUUUAUAAAGGCAGGGAUGGGUAGGCAGACAUAAGUAAGUAGAUUAGUUUGUUUUAGCAGAUUCUUGCACCUACUAAAAAUAUUUUCCAUCAAUGGGCAUUCUUUCCCUUUUAUUUUCAUUUCUUUUCAUUUUGCUUGCUCACUUAACAUAUAGGAUUAAUCAUUAAGAGAGCAAGAGAUUUGUCUUUAAGCAAUGUUAUUGCAUGUUUUCACUAUUUAAAGGUUAUCAGCCAUGAUAUGAAAACCAGACACUCCUACGAUGUUUACUAUUUUAGCUAUGUGAACAAGUUUCUUCUUUCUUGAUUUUUUUUCUUACCUGCUUAGAAAAACAGGAAGUUAUUAAUGGCAGAUCCAAAUCUUACUUUGUUGUAUGGCCAGUGCUCUUGUGCUCAUCGAGAAACUGCAGAAACACUGCCGUAGAUCUCUUGUUCACUCAGCACCAGACUGCUUGGCAAUUUUUGGACUUCUGCAGAUUUACAGAUUACAUAGUAAUAUUCGCUGUGACAGACUGGGCUUCUAGCUGGCAAUAGGCUUCAAUCAAAGGUAGCUCACUUAUUCUAAAAAAUUACCAGAUCCAAUAGUGUAUAUUAAUAUUUGAAGUGACAUUUCCCACAUAUUUGUAGCCAACAUCGUGUUCCAUUUUGUACAACCAAAAACAGCCACCAAAGGAGCUCUUCCAAGUUGUGUAAGUGGUAUGAUUUACCUCCUUUGAAUUGAUUUUCCAGAAUUAGCCUGCACGAAUUAGAAUGACUUCAAUUUAAAGUGAAAAUAGCUUAGAGAAGGAACUAAACUUCACCCAGGCCCCAGCUGGAUCUAGGAGUGAGGAAUGGGCAGAGAAGCAAAAAUUAAAGCAUUAGAGCAGAAAUUUCAAACCUUUUCUGGUUCACAUCCUAUUAAUUUUAAAAAAUUCUCAGAACCCCUAGAAAAAAAAUCAAGAGACACUAGUAAUUUAAAAAAUGGCUCAUUUGAGUGUUUCAAGGGACGGGGAUUAACCACAGCCUUUGUACACAGAAAUAACUCCAUUACAUCUUCAUGGAACACUGAGGGUUCCACAGUUUGAAACACGUUACUGUAGAAAAUUGUAGCAAACCGCAAACAUCCAAAUGACCAUUAAAUGGUAGCAAGGAAAUAUGGAAAACACUAUAUUCGGCUACCAUUAAAUGAUCUAUAUCUAGGCUUUUCCAAUGUAAACCUAGUAAGCCAAUAAUUUUUAUAAAUAGAAGAAGGAAUUCUGUGCAUACUUCCUUGUUAGAAGAGAUUGCUAGGGAUGCUUGUUAUUGCCACACCUGUGAUCACUCUGGAAUUGAAGUACAUAAAUGAAUGGGGGACACAAUGAGAAAAUAAUACUCAUAACCUUAUUCCUCACCAUGAUGAAAGUAAAUGCUAUAAGCUUAGAGCCAUCAGAACAAGGUUUGAAAAAUCUAGCUGCCCACUAAAAAAAAUCUAGAAGACUAGCUGCCAGCAAAAGAGCUACCGUUUUCUGUAUAUUUUGUACCAAGUGGAUUUUGGGAGCCCAGAUCUGGUUAAUAGAAAUAAUGCUGAACCAUUCUAUGUUGUGGGGGGAUGGGGAAGCUGCAUUGUAACUAGCAGUAUACUUUACGUUUAAGGCUCUCAGUAGUUUCCUAGCCCUACGACUUCUAGUACUCCGUGGGAAUCACUUCUGAAUAGGUGUGCAUAGAUACUUUGCCUGACAACUUUACAGCCCUGUAAGUCUUUUGGGAUUUGAUUUCCAGAAUUCAGUCCAAUAGGACCAAUUAAAAUUCAGGGAGUUAGCAGAUCCAAGGCUGGUUUUGAACAAGGCAGAUAAAUCGAGCAAAUAAGUUAACCUAUGAAGGCAUCAUGCAGAACAAAGAACAACUAGGAC
Molecule: messenger RNA, 5484 nt
Organism: Thamnophis sirtalis
Lineage: Eukaryota; Metazoa; Chordata; Lepidosauria; Squamata; Natricidae
Source: RefSeq, a predicted model, not a curated record